AUGCUCGAUGCUCUGCUUCGGCAAGGCCCCCCACAGAUUGUGGCGUUGUCCGAGGUCAAUGUUCCUGAAACGGCUGGCAUCGGCUAUCGCAACCAGUGGAAAGCGCAUGGCCGGCAUGUUGCUCUGAGUGCUCCUGAGGAUCUCGGCAGCCGGGUUGCUUUGGUCAGCGAUUUUCCUUUUCGGCAUGUCCAGCUGUGUAAGGGUCCUGCUUCCACCAGGCACGUGGCGGGACUCUUCAAUUUGCGAUCCCUCCCUGAGGAUGAUUCUUCGCUCCCUGCGAGCUCCCGGAGUGCCACUGAUGAAACCAUCCUGGUGGUGGCCUUUUAUGGCCAGGCCGGCAACGAGCCAGUUGCCCAGACACAAGUGGAUGAGGUUUUGGAGUGUGCGGUUGCCUCGGGUUAUAGGUUUGUGGUUUUGGGCGACUACAACCUUGAGCCUUCCCAAGGCCGCUUAGGAUCGCUAAUUUCGCAAGGCACCGUGCUUGCUGGUGAUGAAUGUGCGCGUGGCCGGCCCCUUCCUGCCACGGGCCCGGUCAAUGCCCAAGGAGUGCGCUCUCGUCGCAUUGAUUUUGCUGUUAAUCAUCGUGACUUGCCUGCGGUUUCUGUGGAUCACUUUACGUGCGAUUUUUCGGACCACUUGGGGGUACACUACUCGUAUGCCCUUGAUGCUCCUUGUCCCUUGGUUGGGCCCCAGCGAUGUAAGCCUCGUGAUGAUCUCCAGUCUUCUGACUUGGAGUCCAGAUGUGCUCAAAUUGAUGCUGGACCCUUUGCGAGCGCCUUGGAACAGAAUGAUUUGGACGGGGCUUGGCGCUUCUUGUCGGACACCGCCGAGCUUCUGCUGUGUGAGCCGUGCUCUGCAGAGUGCGUUCCUCGCGCGUCUUCCUGGGAGCCUGUCGCCCACAGUGCGGCGGGACGGGCUGGCAAGCAGCUUGUGAAGUCGGAGGGCCUGCGCCUUUUGCUGCGACUCCGUGCGAGGCUUCAGGUUCUUUCCCACCGGACGAACGAUGCUUUGCUGGUGGCGCGAAUCAGGCGCUCACUCCGGUCCACGCGCUUGAAGGUGCCCAGCCUGCCUUAUGCCCGUGAUGGCGAUGAGCUCUCUCUUCUCCCACAUGUUGCACAGCUCAUUGAGACUUUCAUGCAGCAGGAGGAGGAGGCAAGAAAGCAGAUGUGGCGCACCAGGACGCGUGCUGACCUGCCUCGUGCCCGGUCUUUUGUGAAGCGGCGCGCUGAUGAGCAGCUUGCUUGGGAGCGUCAGCUUCCGGAUGUUGCCAGUCCGGGCGACCCUGCACAUCCGGCGGUCGCGGUUGCAGCUGUGGCAAAGGACCUGCGGGCGAAGCUCUGUCCCGCGUCCUUUAGGGCGGUUGACAUGCAGGCCAUGCGUGAUCUGUUGCGGCCCCUGCCGCGCCCCGCAAGCUCGGAGGUCGUGCCUAACAUCACGCCAGAGGCUCUCCGACGCUCAAUGCAGUCCAUGAGGCACCGUGCUGCCGGGCCGGAUGCGUGGAAACCUGGACUGCUAUGUUCCAUGCCUGAUCUUUGGUGGGUGUGGACCUCCCAGCUGUGGAAUCGGUGCCUUGCUUGUUGUGACGUCCCCGCCCAGUGGGCACAGGCACGUGUGGUGAUGAUUAAGAAAAUCAAGGGGGGCUUCAGGCCGUUAACCAUCUCUCAAGCUGUCUGGCGUGCGGGAGCAAGGAUUUUGAAUGCCCAACUCUCCGACUGGAUAGGUUCUUGGAGCUCUCCGUCGGAUGCCGGUGGCAUCCCGGGCACGUCGGUGUCGGGUGCCCUGCUUCAGCUGAAUGCUGCAAUGCGCGGUGGCGCUAACGUUGCGGUUCAACAGGACAUUGCGGGGUUCUUUGAUGCCAUCCAGUUUGAAGCCCUAGAGGUCCUCCUUUCUCAUUUGAAAGCGCCGCCUUUUCUUUGGCCGCUGCUGAAGGCCUUUUACACGCGAGCUUCGCGCAUCGUCCAACUUGAUGGCCUGGUCUACCUGGACGACCGGUCCUUCUGGACUUUCUCUGCGGAUCUUGGCGACCUGGAGCAUGCGAUUCGGCGCUCCGACCGAUUCGAUGCCACUUGUGGUCUUGAAAUUUCCCUGCCAAAGUGUGCGAUCGUGGCGCCGGAGGGUCAUGUCGAGGCCUCUGCUCUGGCUGCCCGAUUCAACUAUCAGUUUUCGCAAACCCUUGAAGUCUUAGGUGUCACUGUUUCCUUUAAUGAUGAAUGGGGCUUGCUGAAAUUUUCCUUGAGAAAAGCUUUGCUGCGCAUGGACCUUUUGCGCUGGGUGACCGCUUGCAGUCGACUGCGGGCCCUCAUGCUGAAAUCACUUGUUUACCCGUGCUUGGUGUGGGCCGCUGCCUAUGCCACGCCACUGGCAGGCGAGAUGAAGCAAGUUAGAGAUGCUGCGAUUCGUGUUUUUGACUGUCAAUUUUCCUUUGAAGCCCCGCGUGUCCUGAUCUUCGAACAUGUGGGGUGGAUGCUGGAGCCACAGUGCGCUGCUGACUCUGCUGUGCUCCGCGAGGCCUGGCGCCUCCUCUGCAAGCCUCCGGCCUUUGCUCUGGAGCAGCCGCGUGAUGCCCGGGGCCAGCGCUGGGAUCAGCUGUUGCCUGCUGUGCAGGUCGGAUGGGAGAGCUUUGCUGAGGUUAAGGGCUGGCUGUUUGACCAUUACCGGCACCUUUACAUGCAGAGAUGCCAGCGCGUCUGGCGGAGCUUUCAUAGGCCGGACCCGAGCCUUGCACGCGGCCUGGAUCUGGCACCUCCGUCGCGGGAUGCGCGCUUCAGCUUUCGUGGGCACCGCGUUGCCAUGCAUGAGGCGACCACUCCUUAUAUGAGACGGGCUGCUGCUGUCACGGGAGGCUCGUGCUGGUUCUUUACGGCCGGGCAGGGUUUGAACGAGCAGCAUAGGCGCAUGCAGUGCCUCUGCGGAGCGACUGCUCCGUCGCGACCGCAUGUGACCUGGGUUUGCGAGUGCACCGAGGCGCUCCGGCGGGAUCACCCCCCUCCGACGAAUCGGGCGGAGGAGCGCAUGUUUGCCAAGUCGACUCCCUUGAAACCUCCGGCGCCUGCCGCCUCUGACUGUGGGGCUUUUCGGGCGGACUUGGAUGCUGCUUUCCGUGCUGCCCUCGGCUCUGGCAGGAGCAGGAUUUAUGCGGCUACUGAUGGCUCCAGCCAUCGAUCUGUCGGUGCUUAUGCGGUGGUGAUCGGCGAUCCGUCUUGUGUCUAUGCCAUGGGCACUGGGGCAGAGGAUCAAUCCCCGUAUCGGCAGGAAGUUCUGGCCCUCCACGCGGCCUUUGCUUCGGUCCACCGGGUGUGGAGUGAGGGCUGCGAGACGUGCAUUUUCAUCUUGACCGACUGCAAAGCUGCCCUGACGGCCAUCUCGGGCCAUGGUGAUGAUCCCUUUAAGUUGGGCCUCUUGCUGAGGGACGCGCGCCGUCUCUGGAAGGAACUGGUGAGGCGCGGCUGUGCUAUCUCCUUGAUUUGGGUGCCGUCACACAAUAAGCACCCCCGCUGGCGGCCUUCGCCGGAUCACGAUGCGGAUGUGCUCCGCGCCUUUAACCAUGCUGCAGAUCAGGCGGCGGGCAAUUGCAUGCAAAACAGGCUCUUGGGCUCUCUCCGGGAGCGAUGGCAUCAACAGUGUGAGCAGGCUCGGGAUUGGGAGCUGGCUACCGUCAGACUUGCGGCAGCUGCUGCCGAGAAGCUGGACAAACAUGUGAAAAGUGUUCCCCUUGAUGAUGCUGAGCCCGCAGGGGCUGGGUACAUGUCAGACGGACUGCGGCUUCCUGACUUCCCUCCCAUUCAACGUGUGGCGAAGGCUCUCAAUGACCUCGGACAGCAGCUGAGCGGUCUUCUCGAAGUCGCUCAGCCCCCAGACCACCGGAAAUUCUGGAGUUUCGGGCUCAAGUGGGGCCUUGAUUGUGGGUUCUACCUACACUUAUGGCGAUCUUUGAAGCGAAUGAAUUGUGCUUUGAGUGAUGGUGCUUCUUUGUCGGGAAAAGAAGUGAUUGGGAAAGAAAAGAGCUGUUUCGGCAGCUGGGGCAAAGCGUCUGGCAAUGACCGAGAUGCGCAACCGAGGGUGGCUCAGCGCCUGCAGAUGCUGAGCGCUUUCAUUGUUCGAGCACGUGAUUUUCAGCUUCAGCUGUUCCAGAAGGAUUUUGAUUUCUUGGCUCAACGUGGUGUGCCGAGAACCAUGGUGUGGAGUGCAGUUGGGCCUUGGGGGCUCCGACUAGGGGCUUCGGAGAUGGAGUGCUCUGAUGGCACGUGUGUGAGCGGCAACCCGCUUGCUGCUGCAACCUCUUGGUCCUCGGGGAUGGAUCACGGGAUUGCUGGGGAUGAAUGCCCUGCUCAGGGGCUACCUUUGGCGAGUGAGCCUUGUGCGCAUGCUUCCGACACGCAGGCAAGUGCAACUUUUUGGCUUCACAUGAUUGAGGACACUUUCUCUGAGGAGUUUCUUUACUACGUGCCGCAGGCAAGUGCAGCAUUUGGGCUUCACUUGAUUGAGGACACUUUCUCCGAGGAAUUUCUUUACUACGCGCCGCAGCAGCAGCUUCUUCCCUCAGCGGCUGGUCUGGACCUUGGUGCUGGGCUGUGUGGGACGUCGCCUUGCGCUGCUGAGAGCCCUGUGUGUGACAUUCAAGAAAUCAACAAGACCCGUGAAAGGGCAAAGACGAAGAGCCUUUAUGGCCGUGUUCUUAGUAUUCUGUGGGAGCUCAGCACUAUCAAGACCCGCGAAAGGGCUAAGAGUGAGACUGAUACCGGGCCUCUGUGCUGCUGCCAUGGCCUGGGCUCGCUGGCGGCUGGCGACGGUGGCGGCCAGUUCUUCAUCGCGCAGGGCAAGGACACUGGGGCCGACGAUGCGGUGGGUGCAAUCCGGAUUUGGAGUUUUUGUCAGGAGGAGGUGGGGACCGUGCUGAGUGUGGUGGUGAUUGCCUUCAACAGGGUUUCCCUUCGCCCCUUCGGUUUAGACACCCUCCUGUAUGCUCUGGUGCGAUGCACAACUGCGAUUGUGGACUGCGGCCUGCUGAUGGGCAGCCUCUUCCGAGGCAGGGUGGUGACGGGCAAGUGCAAGGGAUCUCGGGUCAGGUUUGGAGGCGGCAACCCGUUUGAGGGCAUGAUGGCCAGCAUCACGGAACAGCUUAUGCCCAUGAUCACUGCGCUCAUUCAGAAAGCUGUGCAGGAAGCCAUUGCAAAUGCAAUGGGAGGUGCCCCGGCAACCCCUCCCCGUGUUGUGCUGCAGGAGCCGGACUUGGAGCGAGGGCCCAAGCGCCAUAAGCCUGACCCUAACCCCAGCAACAAGCGAAAAAACCAUGAGUCGAGCCGUCAUCCUUCGUCUCGUGAGCCGGGCGAGGGCAAAGCAGCUGGUGGCAGAGGUGGUCAGCCUGUUGCUGCAAAGGGCUCGGCCAAGGGUGCUGCUAAAGGCAGUGCAGAGGCGGCCCCACCCAAGUCUGGACCUAAGGGCAAAGGGCAGGGCGACCGGCCUCCUCGUGAUGCUGAGGGCUGGACCAAGGUUCAGCGUGCUCCCCCGCAGGGCCCCUUCCAGCUCCGAAGGCAGGAUUGGAGCGCGCAGUUGUUGUCGCAGGAUGGCAUUGCCAAAGCAUUGGACGAACUUAAACCGGGUUCUACUCUGGAAGCUGUCAUUCUUGUUGAGCCCUCGGCGCUGCCGAGAAUUCGCACCAUGCUUGCAGGCACCAGCAAAUCCCAUAAAAUCACCCUUGUUACCUUGGACGCGAAUGGUCCUCACAAGGUCCCGGGAAGUGUGGGUGAUCUCCUACGUUUUCGACGAGCCUCGAUUGCACAUUGCAAAUCUGACCCUGCUGAUGGUGGUGUCCCUUGCUUUGCGGGGCACAAGGCCAAGGCCAUUAAAGUUGUUCCUGCGUCCACUUCGGUCGUCUACUUUAAGGUGCCUGAGAUGUACAUGACGCCUGAUAAAUUCAAGCAUUGGAAGAACAACCCGAGUCGUGCUGCUUCUUCUUGGGCAAGCUCUCACCAAAUCACUUUGAGUGACACGUGGGGUUGGGUCGAGGAGCAGCAGGCUGGCAAGCAAGGACUGCAGUUGUUUGGCAUUGCUCGCCUCCUGGACUCCGAGUUGUCUUCUCUCGUUGCUGUCAGUGGCCGGGAUGGAGUUUUUGUUGAUGUGCCGCGCGGCAAGCUUGUCUCCACUGUGCAGUGGCUUGCUGUUACCAAGGGGGCUGUCCCGCGUGUUUGGAAUUUCCCUCAUGUGCCGGCUAGCUGGGGACAGAAGGAAGUGCUGCAGGUGCUGGACCAAUCCUUCAAGGAUGUGGCUUUGAUUCAGCAUAAGCGCACUGGCGCUGAGUACUUGUAUCGCUUCAGAGCUACGCUUAAACACGGCGAUCUUGAUCUGGUUCCUUUGAGUGCUAUCGUCGAGAGCGAGCCGGGGAAGGACAAUGAAAUCACGCUGUGGGCUACGGUUGCACCCUAUAAGCCUAAGCAAGCUAAGCAGCGACCUCUGCGAUGUGCGCCGACUCCCUGUCUUGCCAAGGAGAAGCCUGCAUUGGAGCCCCAAUCCGUUAAAAUUCAGGUCCCCGCUGAACUGGAUGAUGACGGUAAGGAGGUGUCCCCUGCCAAACAUGUUGCGGCUUCGCAUCGGCAAAUCCCCUCGGGGUGUGAUCUCAUUGAGACUCCGAAAGACGGAGCCUGUUUGUUUCACGCCAUAGCGCGUGGCCUCCACUGGCUUUCGGGCCCUAAGAAAACUGAGCACUCCCACAGGGACUUGAGGGCGCGCUGUGUAGAGCACUUACGAAAAUAUGCUUCGCAAUAUAUAGGGGAAUGGGACGGCCACGGGCCGGCUCUACAAAAAUUGCGCGAAAAUGCCGCAUCUCCGGAGGACGCCUUUGAGGAAUACCUCAAGUUAAUUGCUUCGGAAUCUGCAUACGCCUCUACCAUCGAGCUGAAGGCUCUCGGACGUUUAUUUGAUUGCCACAUCCUUGUGAUCCCACGCGAUGGGAAUUUUAGUGCGAUGUCGUUUCAUGCGCAGCAGCGCAAAAGGAGGCUGGUGUUAUGGUACACGCCUCGGCACAUCGAGCUUCUUUUGCCAGCUAAGGAUGCUAAAGACUACCCAGAGGAGGUUUUCUCCGUUACGAGUGGUGCUGUCGUUGACCUGAGGGCUGGAGGGGAUGAUGUUUCCCAGUGCUCUGGUACUGUUUGGACUGCUUGCGCCCGAUCAAACCGAUCCAAGGCCAGCCGAUCAUCCUCUGUGAAGGCGGGCACUGUGUGGACUGUCACCAACGCGUCGAGCAGAAAGACCGCUUCUUCUCUUAAGCGCGCUCGCGGUGCUGCUGCGACGGUCUGGUCCCGAGCCGUCUCCUCUGGUGCUUCCGUGCAUUCUCAAAUGCCUGCCUUGCCGGAGUGCGACGAUGAUGAUGCCCCGCAACCUGAGCGGUUGCAUCAUGCCAGCCGGGCCCUGCCUCAAUCUGCCCUUGUGAUGGCCCGUCGUAAUCGCGGCCGAGCCUUCCCUGAUGGAGUUGCUAAAUGCAGGCUUUGUCCCUUUCGCCGCAAGUGUGCUGAUCCUGUGAAGGCCUAUGCGGCCUAUCAGCGGCACUUCUUGGAUUCGCAUCCGGGGGAGAAGCUUGGGCUCGCUCCUGCCCGCAAGGCUUCCUGUGUUCGUGACCUCGCUGAUGGCGAGGGGGCGUACUGGAGAUGCAAACGGUGCCAGGCAGGCAUCUCUACUGCUGAUGCGGCCCGCUUUGGCAAGGACUCUCUGUGCCGCUUUCGCCGGGAGCAUAAAACACAGGCCCACCCGCGCGUCUCUUGGGCUGUGUGGAACAAGGAAGCGAAAUCACACUCGGCCACCAAAUGGGCCUCAAAGAUCAGUGUCACUCGCAACAAUGCCCAGAAGGCUAAGCUCCUGCCGGUGCUGCGCGAGCUGGAGGCUCAGGACUUUGAUGCCUUCGGGUGGCCGCGCCAGGCUGGGAAGGACACCAAUACUGUUGAUAAGUAUCCCUUGCGCAUAUGCCCGGCUUGGGUGUGCCGCAAAUGCCGAGCGCCGUGCCCCUCUGCAGAGAUCGCUAGGAAACAUCGGUCGGUCAAGGGACAGUGCCCUUCUCGCACUGCUAAGGCGAGGGCGUGGAUUCGGUUGCGCUCCCUUGCUGCCAAUAAGAAGCUUCAUGAUGCUGCUCCUGCCUCUGUUCGCAAAGAGCAAGGCGAGCUCGCCUUCGCUGCUGCUGAAAAGGCCUUGCGAGCCCCCAUGUCGUCGGUGUGA
Messenger RNA from Symbiodinium sp. CCMP2592, 8202 nucleotides. The record is from the annotation of a GenBank genome assembly. Lineage: Eukaryota; Dinophyceae; Suessiales; Symbiodiniaceae.